GAUAGCGGUGAGUUGUAUUGCAGAGCCAUGACUACCAUUGCUAGCUUCUGUAUUCCUGGGAACUUGUUCAAUGAAAACUGGGCAUACCGGUUUGAAGAAACAACAGCACCAGCAGUGGCCUAUCUCAAAUUCAGUUGUGUAUUCGUGCGUGUGUCCGUGUGUGUGUGUUUGUGUGUCCGUGUAUGUGUUUGUGUGUGUGUGUGUGUGUGUGCGUGUGCGUGUGCGUGUGUGUGUGUUUGUGUGUCUGUGUGUAUGUGCAGAAAGCUACACAGACCAUGACUGCAGUGAAGAGUGUAUGAACCGUGCUACAAUAACCAGUUUAUCAUCGUCCUGAAAGUACUUCAAAAUGUCUAACAACGGACCAUUUGAUGAUCCCAAGUUCAUUUCCCAUAUCUUACCCUGGAUUUAUGAAUUGGAUGCAACGAGCUUUCGACAUUCUAUGCAGGACAAAGGUGCGUUCACAAGAAGAAAACAAAUUGAGACAUUGGAGCAUCUGGAGAACAACAAAGGAAAGGAAGCGCAUAAUUCUCACAUCAUCAGUCUUAUAAGUCCUGGGCGCACAGGUGCUUAUAAACUACUCUGCAAUGUAAUCCAUGACUUGGGUCCAUUGUAUGAUGAAUUGUACCAAGAAAUGCUUCUCCUGUUGCCCGUUGACCAGCCACCAACGGCCAAGACAUCCUCUCACGAGACAGUUCAUGUUGCUACUAUGCGUGCAGCCAGCAACACAGCUAACGAUGGCACAGUGACAUGUAAUACACUGGCAGUGAAUGAUGAUGGAGCAGACAAUGGUGGGCACAUUCAACGUCUUAAACAACAUCUGCACAGAGUGAAUACACAUCUGUGCAAGACCACCGCUGAUCAUUCAGAUCUAACUUGCUUGUCCGGCGAUGUCAAGGAUUGCUUCGUGCCCAUGCAGGCUCUGACGGAGAAAGAUGCUCUGCAGCUGACGUAUCGUGCGCAACAAGCUGCAACUCGCCGUGUCACUGGAAGACAGCCAAUAUCUGACCGUACACCAGGCGUUGCUAUCCCAGGAGCAAAACAAGAUAAGAGUGACAAAGUGGAAGGAGGAAGGCAGUUUGUUCUGUCCAGCGCUAAGCAGCUCUUGUCUGAUCCCCAUUAUUAUGAAGGUGUAACAAGCGGUGGCAAAAGUGGUGUUGGUGUUGGUGGUGGUGAUGACACAGUUGACACAGACAUUCUGGAAAGUUGCAUUGUAAUUGGCAACGCUGGGCAGGGAAAGACAACACUGAGCAAACGAGUCAUUGCCGACAUCAUGGAGACAACAACUGGGAAUCUGGCAAAGAUUGAAUUCAUUUUCUACGUGCCAUGCCGUGAUUUGAAACGUAUGCAGUCAACUGAUUGGUGUGUAUUUCUUGGUUUGGACCAGUUGGGCAUCAGUACACAGGAGCAAUCUAUACUGCUCAAUUACCUCUCUGAGCAUUCCGACCAGGUAUUGAUCGUUAUUGAUGGCAUCGACGAACUUGGCAGUGGUGGGUUUGGCAAAGGAUCAGCAGCCCAAGCUGUAAUAUUGAGGAGCAGCAGCAGUUACUAUUCACUACUACCUGAUGCUAUUGUAAUCGCAACUAGCCGACCAUCUGAUAAAGCGUAUCAGCACAUACAGCAUUUCCGCUUACGUUUUCGACUCCUCGGCUUCUCGGCAGACCAGCUCUUUGCGUACUGCUCACGACAGCUCGGAGAGGAGGUUGCCAAGAAGUGUAUGGAAGAGCUUUCCCAACGGAACAACUGUCUGCUGAAGGAAGCCAUUCAACAAUCUCCACUCCUAUGUGCUCUGCUCGUUCAGCAAUAUCCCAUCAACAACUCUCUACCCUCCAGUGUGACACUUUUCUAUGACCACUACUUACGCUCCUCAGUCGCAAAGCUGGAAAAGCGGCGAGAAGGGAAGUUUGGUCAAGUACGGCUUGCACAUGACGUCAUCAGUCACUGCAGUGGUGGCCGGCACUUCAGUUGUGGUGAUCUUGUCAGUAUCCCCGUGGUAAUAGAACAUCAUUUGGAGCGCUAUGUGAAGGAGACAAGCAACAAUGAUGAGGAGUGUGAUCACCAUGCUGUGGAGCUAGUCAAGGCAUUGCACAAUCUCUACACGAUGUGUCUUGCAACAUAUCAAAGGGGCAUGGCUACUUUUACAUCCACGCUGUCAACCCUCCACCAGUCCAUUUGUCAAGAUCUCGGCUUACUGCUCAACCCUGGUAUGCAUCCGUCGUUCGUCGGUUCCACUCAGACUGUGUCCUUGACUCACUUGACACUGCAAGAGUGGUGUGCAUCGAGAUGCAUCAUUUCUUCUGACUCGUGCGUAGACAUCAUCCGCAGGUGCAUCAACACUGUCGGCACAGACUUGAACACACUUGUCUUCUGGCAGUUUGUCUUUGGAGCACUAAAGCCAGACAUUCUAUUUUCAUCAUUGUUGGCUCUACAGUCUGAAAACAGCAUCAGUGAUCAUACUGUCAAGGGCAAGAAGAAGAUGCUUCUGUUCAUGAUGAGAUGUUUGAUGGAAAACCGCAUUUCACUCCAACAUAACCGCACUCUAGGUAAUCCCAAUCAGGACACUGACAUAGUCACACAUAGCUGCUAUGCUAUGUCAGCCAACCUCCUGGCCAGUGAUGGAAUUGAUGUUAGUGCAAUCCACCUUGAAGUUGUUGAUGUGAUGGCUUUACAUACUGUUUUGGAGCUUGUAGACCAUGUAAAGUCUCUGGAUCUCUGCAAUUGUAAUCUGUCAGGUGACAGUGUCAUUUUGCUGUCUGACCAACUGGAUAAAUGCGUCAAGGUGACUUUGUGUGGUGCCAAUCUCACUGCAGCACCAUUGGCAAGCAUAUCAAGCACACUGUCUAGAUCAACACGGCGUACCCUCCAGGUUCUUGACAUUAGCAACACAAGGUUGACCAGUGGAUCUGCAGAUGGAGCAGCACUUGCUGGAUGUGUAAAACACCCAAGUCUAACGUUCCUGAAUGCAAGGGCUACAGUACUUGGCAAUGAUGGUUUGGCAGCAUUUGUGAGCAACUUGGCUCCUUGUAACAAUCUCACAGAUCUAUCACUGGCAUGGUGUGGACUGGAUAGUGGAUGUGGAUCUGACCUGGCAACACUGGUCACACAGUUACCACACCUUGACAGUCUAUGGCUGCAUGACAACUCACUCUCCAACAGUGACGUGUCAUGUGUACUAUCCAGUCUCCAUUCUCAUGAUACCAUACAGCAUCUCUUCUUUGAAAACAACAGACUGACUGAUGAGCUAGCCGCUAGUGUGGUUGACUUUCUGCAAGCUCGUCGCAGUCGUGAGCACACUGGGAGUGUCAGCACAACACUACCACCAUGCAGGGUUUAUCUGAGCGGCACUGGUGUAACAAUCCGUCUUCUACAGGAAGUGGCUACGUCUAGUCAAUGUGGUGGUGACGUAAUCGACAUUGGCAGCCGCUAUGCUACUGGUACUUCAGUAGAGACUGAGUCAAUUGAUCGUCUGGUCAGUGAACAUGGUGGUGACCUACCUUGUAAGGUUGAUGACUCCAUGAUGUCAUCACUUGGUCAGCACCUUGCAACCAACACUGACCUAGACCUACUGGACAUAGCACUGUGUAACAUCACCGAUGCUGGAGCAACUGCUCUGGCAACAUCUGGCCUUGCUCACAACACAGUGCUGAAAUACCUUAGUCUGGACAACAAUAGGAUACAGCUAUCUGGUGUUGUAAGUGUACUACAAGCAGUGACAUCACCACAGUCACAUGUCAGUGCAUUGGAUCUGCCGCAAAACCCAGUGUUUCAUGAUAUACAGCCCAGUCAUGCUGAUUGCAGAUUGCUAUGCCAGCUUCUCUCUGGAUUCCACCGGCUGCGCUUCAUUUCAUUUAGCCGGACGGGCAUGAGUGAUGAAGUUGGUGCAAGUAUCCUACACUCUCUCCAUCACCAUACACGUAUUGAAUGGAUGUCUAUGGCAAGCAAUAAGAUUGGUGAUGCCGCAGUGCAUGCCCUGGUGAAUAUGAUGAGGAAGAACACAAGCUUGAGAUUGAUCAGCCUAAUUAACUGCAAGAUCACCGAUGAUAGCAUUCAAGCCAUGCUGCAGUCACCAGGCAUCAUGAGGAUGGAGGGUGUACACUUGUACGGGAACCCAUGCUCUAUGGACAAACUUCGACCUCCAUUGUACAAUUCCAGGCUACGGUAUAGCAACUCUACUGUCCUGGAGUUCAUCUCGGAUUGAUUGCAGGAAGACGUUGCAGAACAUCAGCAUAUUCCCAGGUAUGUGU
This is a messenger RNA of Sycon ciliatum, 4241 nucleotides long. RefSeq lists its product as uncharacterized. The record is from RefSeq and is a predicted model, not a curated record. NCBI's taxonomy places the organism in Eukaryota, Metazoa, Porifera, Calcarea, Leucosolenida, Sycettidae. The transcript has 3 exons. Gene Ontology annotation, molecular function: protein binding. The coding region runs from base 347 to 4195 and encodes 1282 amino acids.